Gordionus sp. m RMFG-2023 is the source of this 1627-nucleotide messenger RNA. Its product is annotated as beta-1,3-galactosyltransferase 4-like. Gene Ontology annotation, molecular function: hexosyltransferase activity. The transcript has a single exon. NCBI's taxonomy places the organism in Eukaryota, Metazoa, Nematomorpha, Gordioida, Chordodea, Parachordodidae. Gene Ontology annotation, cellular component: Golgi membrane. The coding region runs from base 41 to 1219 and encodes 392 amino acids. The record is from RefSeq and is a predicted model, not a curated record.
UUAUGUGUUUUUUUUUGUAUUUCUCACUUUACAGGUAUUGAUGGUUACUUUCCGGGUAUUUAAAAAUGUAAAAUGGUCAUCUAGAUAUUUAAUAAUUAUCUGUAUCUUCAUUGUCAUCAUUUAUUAUGAUAGUCAAGACGACUUUUUAUUGAGCAAAGUUUUUACCGAUUAUCCAGAUCAAACGUGGAAUAUUACCAUGCGCAAUUUUUCUCUAUUUAAAUCGGAGAUUCGGUUUACGGCGGUGCCUUCCACUGAUUUAUUUCUAACAAAUAUGCUAAAAAAUGAUGAAAGAGAUUGUUGUGCCGGAAAUUGUACAUCCAUAUACAUUUUAGCACUGAUAAUUUCCUCAUGGAACAAUUUUAGAAUUCGCGAAGUCAUCAGAGACACCUGGGAAUUUAAUGGCAAUAUAUCCGUAAAGAAUAGAACCCAUUAUUUAAGGCACGUUUUUAUUGUUGGUCAGGCCCCUUACAACUCUUCUUUAUCUGAACAAGAAAAUAUUUCAUCACAAUUAAAGUUGGAAUCGGAAAUCGGGUUAUUCCAAGACAUUUUGAAGAUCAACAUCAUGGAUACUUAUGCUAAUUUAACUUACAAAACAAUGUCUGGCAUCACGUUCGCCCUAAUGCGUGGCAUUCAAAAUAAGAUUUCUCCCUUAUUUAAAUCGUCCUGCUUCAAAAGGUAUUUGCUAAAAAUUGAUGACGAUACUUUGCCAAAUCUUGCCUCCUUGAUCGAAACCUUACUAAAUUACCAUGAAAAUUUAAGUAUACCUAACCUAUCCAUGUCUCAACAAGCCUCAAUCACUUCCCCGGUUUUUAUAUGCAAUGUCGUUCAGCACUGGCUUCCUGUAAGGAAUUCUAGGCAGAAAAACUUCCUGUCCAGCUUAGAUUACCCGCCCAGAGAACUGCCCCCAUUUUGUCCCGGUUCAGCUUACCUUUUAAGUUAUCAUUUACCUACUUUGGAAGAUAUGUGCAUUAUGUCGCGAUUUACAAAUUACAUAGCUAAUGAGGACGUUUAUGUAACUGGACUGCUGUCUCAGCUGCUCAAUAUAUCUAUGGUUAACAUAGGGCAUGCCUAUUAUACCGGUAACUAUCCAGUUAACAUAUCUAGAAUGCUAGAUUAUAGAAAAUACAUAUUUAUGACGCACAUUCAUGAGACAAAUGUUUUUAUCGAUUUAUGGAAUCGCACAGUACCAGAAAUACACAGGACAUAUCUCGAGUUGUGAUAUGAAAUCAGUGGGGAUUAAGAAUCUUUUGAUUUUAAAUCAAUUUUCGUAGGCCAUUUUUAAAAUUUUUAAUUUUAUUCCAGCACGGGUAGAGUACUUACCCUAUAAAUAUCAGACAAUUUUCGAUAUAAAUUUAGUUGUUUGAAAUUAACAACAGUAAGCGAACUCUAUUAGAUACUGAAAUACAUAUUGUGCGUCAAAUCAAAUUUUUUAGAAUUUAUGGCCUUUAACAACUUAUUUAAGAUCGAAAGACAUCCCAAUACGACAUAUAUGCCAAUAUAUACACUUGAUGUUGAAUAUGAAUAGUAUAUAUAUAUAUAUAAAUAUUGAAACAUUUUGCCUUAAAUUAUUAUAUACAUCAUUAAUUACAAAAUAAAAAAUAAAAUUUACACUAGCCACUCACAGAGG